AUGACAACGACCAAGUCCGCCCUCCCUGUCAAAGCACCCCCCUGGGACCUGACCGGAUCAGGCUACAUCUUUGUCAUAGAACCGCAGCCGUUCUCGCCGACCGAAGCGGUCCCACUUCCAUCCGGCAGUUACGACCCGUUCGAACAGGGGACGUCUUUUGAUCAGUCAUCCAACUUUCAUGGUGGUGUUGGCGCCAUCUUGGUCGUACGGUAUACUACUUCGGAUGUGGGUUAGUCUUGGCUACGUGUCUCGUGUCUGGGCUAGAUGUCACGGUGGAGGCUGCCCCCAGUGACCGGCCUCGGGCUCCUCUUUGUCAAGAGAGGUGGGGCUCCUCCGCACCCCGUCGUCCCACGGAACGUUAACGCCGGCGACUUUUUCUCUUGUUUUGCGACUUCCACAGGUCCCUAUGACGAACUCAUGAUCAUCCCUGGCAACUUCAAGAACAAACUCAAAGAUGGCACGACUUCGUUCGACCUCGCCAUCACUCGUAUCUAUGUCUCGACCAAGGAGAGCGUGUACAAUGGUCGGCAGAACUGGGGGAUCCCGAGUACGUCCCUCACCGAAGCUGGCCGGGUGCCCCAUCUUGACCAUUCCCAUGUCCCGGACUUUUGGGUGAGAUCAUGAACUCAAAAUAUAUCUUCUCUCUUGCCCAGAGCACCAGUCCGACUUUUCCUUCACUCCCGUCCAAGACCGACCCGGAUCGACAUUGUUGACGGUCUCAUCACCAGGCGCCGAAGACUCUUUCUUCUCUGCGAUCCUGACUCGUAGCCGCUGGACCCCUUUCGCAAUCCCCGUCUCGACCAAGCUUGCUUCCACUUCAUUCAUGCGCUCCAUAUUGCGAGGCUACCGACCGACUCUCGUCCAACCCGCCUUAUCGACCCAGAUCGAUCCUUCUAAACUCAAGUCCGUCACCUCGGAAGAUGCCUCAACCCUCGUUGGCUCAAGCGCCAAAUUCGCCGUCACCCCUACGUCUACAGGAUGGAGUAAAGCGUGUACGAUCUCCCCCGUUUCGGGGGCAAGGAAGGGGUACGGAAAUGGGGUCGGGUUCCCCGAGUUCAAGCCUUGGUGGGGUGGUUUAGGCGUCGAGUUGACAGAGUUCAAUAUGGUGUUUCCUGUGCCCGAGGUCGUCGAGUAG
Microbotryum saponariae is the source of this 1135-nucleotide messenger RNA. The record is from the annotation of a GenBank genome assembly. Lineage: Eukaryota; Fungi; Basidiomycota; Microbotryomycetes; Microbotryales; Microbotryaceae.